CAGAAGAGCAGUUGGAAAUUACCAUGGACCCGGAUAGGGAACCAGAGCUUGGAGACCUCAUUGAAAUCUCCAGAGACGGAUAUCAGCACUGGGCAAUUUAUGUUGGAAAUGGAUAUGUGAUUCACCUGGUCAAAGACUCUGACACUGGAGCCAAGGGCACAGUGAAGAAAGAAAAACUUAAGGAUGUGGUUGGCAAAGAUAAAUACCAGAUCAACAAUCAUCUGGAUAAAAUAUAUGUGCCACAUCCCACUGAAGACAUUCUACAGAAAGCAAUAAGUUAUGUGGAAGAGAAAUUUCCAUAUAAUAUGGCAUCAAGCAACUGUGAGCACUUUGUUACGCUGCUGAGAUACGGAAAGCCACAUUCCCAGCAGGUGCAAAAUGCAAAGAACCUUCUUCUUGCUGCUGUUGUCUUUAAAAUCCUUAAACUAGCCACUUUAAAAAAAGAGAGAGAAUAAAUAAACAUGGAAAUGGACAUUAUGUACAUAUGUACAUUUUCAAUGCGCUGUUAUAAUCUAAUUGACUUAAACGCCUAAUAAAAUGAGAGUU
Messenger RNA from Labeo rohita (rohu), 546 nucleotides. RefSeq names its product phospholipase A and acyltransferase 3-like. The coding region runs from base 24 to 455 and encodes 143 amino acids. NCBI's taxonomy places the organism in Eukaryota, Metazoa, Chordata, Actinopteri, Cypriniformes, Cyprinidae. The transcript is spliced from 4 exons. Gene Ontology annotation, biological process: N-acylphosphatidylethanolamine metabolic process. The record is from RefSeq and is a predicted model, not a curated record. Gene Ontology annotation, cellular component: cytoplasm. Gene Ontology annotation, molecular function: glycerophospholipid phospholipase A1 activity; A2-type glycerophospholipase activity.